Messenger RNA from Sorex fumeus (smoky shrew), 4589 nucleotides. RefSeq names its product phosphodiesterase 8B (gene PDE8B). The record is from RefSeq and is a predicted model, not a curated record. Gene Ontology annotation, biological process: signal transduction. The transcript has 22 exons. Lineage: Eukaryota; Metazoa; Chordata; Mammalia; Eulipotyphla; Soricidae. Gene Ontology annotation, molecular function: 3',5'-cyclic-AMP phosphodiesterase activity. The coding region runs from base 266 to 2911 and encodes 881 amino acids.
GCGGCGGGCGGUGCGCGCGGGGCGCGGUGUGUGCGCGCUCCCCCGCCCGGGGAGGAAGAUGGGCCGGGAGGGAAAGUUGGGGUGACGCGCGCGCAGCCCCCGGACGCUCGGCGGGGGGCGCCGUGGCGAGCCCGACGGAGCGGCGGCGAGCCGGGCCGGGGGGCGCGCAGUCCGGGGGCCGCCCCCUCCCUGCAGGUGGCCGCGGGCGCGCGGGGUCCGGGCGGCCGGGGGCGCGGGCGGGCGCGCGGGGGAGCCCGGCCGAGGCAUGGGCUGCGCCCCCAGCAUCCACGUCUCGCAGAGCGGCGUGAUCUACUGCCGCGACUCGGACGGGUCCAACUCGCCCCGGCAGACCAGCAGCGUGUCGCAGGGCCCCGCCGGCCCCCUGCACGGCCUCUUCGUCCCGACCGACGCCUCCGACGCCGCCGCGCCGGGACCCCCGGGCGCCGCCCGCGUCCGCAGGGCCCGCGCCGAGCUGGGCAGCGGCAGCAGCUCGGGCUCCGGGGCCCCCGCGGCGACCACCUGCCGGGGCCGGCGCCGCCACUGCUGCAGCAGCGCCGAGGCCGAGACCCAGACCAGCUACACCAGCGUCAAGCAGGUUUCUUCUUCGGAGGUGCGCAUUGGGCCCAUGAGACUGACGCAGGAUCCAAUUCAGGUUUUGCUGAUCUUUGCCAAGGAAGAUAGUCAGAGUGAUGGAUUCUGGUGGGCCUGUGACAGAGCUGGUUAUAGAUGCAAUAUUGCUCGGACGCCAGAGUCAGCCCUGGAGUGCUUCCUCGAUAAACACCAUGAAAUUAUUGUCAUCGAUCACAGACAAACACGUAACUUCGAUGCGGAAGCAGUGUGCAGGUCGAUCCGGGCCACGAAUCCCUCUGAGCACACGGUGAUCUUAGCGGUGGUUUCACAAGCAUCGGGUGACCAUGAAGAGGCCUCCGUUCUUCCUCUGCUGCACGCGGGCUUCAACAGGAGAUUUAUGGAGAAUAGCAGCAUAAUUGCUUGCUAUAAUGAACUGAUUCAAAUAGAACACGGGGAAGUUCGCUCACAGUUCAAAUUACGGGCCUGUAAUUCAGUGUUUACAGCAUUAGACCAUUGUCAUGAAGCCAUAGAAAUUACAAGUGAUGACCAUGUGAUUCAGUAUGUCAACCCCGCCUUCGAGAGGAUGAUGGGCUAUCACAAAGGCGAGCUCCUGGGGAAAGAACUAGCUGAGCUGCCCAAGAGCGAUAAGAACCGAGCAGAUCUCCUCGACACCAUCAACACGUGCAUCAAGAAGGGCAAGGAGUGGCAGGGAGUUUACUAUGCCAGACGGAAGUCCGGGGACAGCAUCCAGCAGCACGUGAAGAUCACCCCAGUGAUUGGCCAAGGAGGGAAAAUUAGGCAUUUUGUCUCCCUCAAGAAACUGUGUUGUACCACUGACAGUAAUAAGCAGAUUCACAAGGUCCAUCGGGACUCAGGAGACAACUCCCAGACAGAGUCACACUCAUUCCGACACAAGAACAGGAGGAAAGAAUCCAUUGAUGUGAAGUCUAUAUCUUCUCGAGGCAGUGAUGCACCCAGCCUGCAGAACCGGCGCUACCCUUCCAUGGCCAGGAUCCACUCCAUGACAAUCGAGGCUCCCAUCACGAAGGUUAUAAAUAUAAUCAAUGCCGCCCAAGAGAACAGCCCUGUCACUGUAGCCGAGGCCCUGGACAGAGUUUUAGAAAUUUUACGGACCACCGAACUGUACUCCCCUCAGCUGGGUACCAAAGAUGAAGACCCGCACACCAGUGACCUGGUCGGAGGCCUAAUGACGGAUGGCUUGAGGAGGCUGUCAGGGAAUGAGUAUGUGUUCACUAAGAAUGUGCACCAGAGCCACAGCCACCUGGCGAUGCCAUUGACCAUCAAUGACGUGCCCCCCAGUAUUGCCCAGCUGCUCGAUAACGAGGAAAGCUGGGAGUUCAACAUCUUCGAGUUAGAAGCUGUCACGCAUAAAAGACCAUUGGUUUACCUGGGCUUAAAGGUCUUUUCCCGGUUUGGGGUGUGUGAAUUUUUACACUGUACUGAAACUACUCUCCGAGCCUGGCUCCAAGUGAUUGAAGCCAACUACCAUUCCUCCAAUGCGUACCAUAACUCCACUCAUGCUGCCGAUGUCCUGCAUGCCACAGCCUUCUUCCUGGGAAAAGAAAGAGUGAAGGGAAGCCUCGAUCAACUGGACGAGGUGGCGGCUCUGAUCGCGGCCACGGUGCACGAUGUGGACCACCCAGGACGUACCAACUCAUUCCUGUGCAAUGCUGGCAGCGAGCUGGCCGUGCUCUACAACGACACAGCCGUGCUGGAGAGCCACCACACCGCACUGGCCUUCCAGCUGACCGUCAAGGAUGCCAAGUGCAACAUUUUCAAAAACAUGGACAGGAACCAUUAUCGGACAUUGCGCCAAGCUAUUAUCGACAUGGUGUUAGCCACAGAGAUGACAAAGCACUUUGAACAUGUGAACAAAUUUGUGAACAGCAUCAACAAGCCCCUGGCCGCUGAGAUCGAGGGCAGUGACUGUGAAUGCAACCUUGUUGGGAAGAACUUUCCUGAAAACCAAAUGCUGAUCAAGCGCAUGAUGAUUAAAUGUGCAGAUGUGGCCAACCCGUGCCGCCCGUUGGACCUGUGCAUCGAGUGGGCUGGGAGGAUCUCCGAGGAGUAUUUCGCUCAGACCGACGAAGAGAAGAGACAGGGGCUGCCUGUGGUGAUGCCAGUCUUUGACCGGAAUACCUGUAGCAUCCCCAAGUCCCAGAUCUCCUUUAUCGACUACUUCAUAACCGACAUGUUCGAUGCCUGGGAUGCCUUUGCACAUUUGCCUGCUCUGAUGCAACAUUUGGCUGAUAAUUACAAACACUGGAAGACAUUGGAUGACCUGAAGUGCAAGAGUCUGAGGCUUCCAUCUGAUAACUGAUGCCAAGGCAGAAAAGGACCUCUUGAUCUACAAAGGGCACUGAGAAUCAUAGUAGGAACAAGAGGCUUUCCGUUAGAAUGAGAAUGACAGUAUAGGUUAGGAAAUUAACGUCUAUUAUUUAACCUCAGUCAUUCAAGUUCCCAAAUUUCAUUUUUAGAAAGUGAUGUUCCAUAAAGAAAAAUAGAUCAUUUUGAACACUCAGUGACAGAACACACACACAGCAAACUCCUGUGCUCUGCUGUUAUUUUUGUGUGCUUUCAUCCAUCUUUGGAGUGGGUUUACCAUAACAGGACACAAGCAACAAAGACUUGGAGAUCUGAGCCCAUCUCUGGAUGAUUACCAGCUAGCUUAGCCAGUGUCCAGCUCAUCUCCUACUGUACAAGUCACCAUCACUCUGUAGCUUGACUAAAUUCCGUAAGUAUGAAGGAUUCAAAAGAAGAGCAAAAUUAAAAACUACACAAAAAAGAACAAAACCAGGACCAAAUUACUGGUAAAUUAGCACCCGCGCCUCCAUGGCUAGUAGCUAUUUUGGUUGAUGGUGUGACGCCUAAGCUAAACAGUCUUGACCCCAUGAGUGCCCUCUUUACACUGGAAUAGGCAGGUUGCAUAGGUGGGAUUCUUUCCUCCAGAAAGCCAUUGUGAUGGGGAAGUGACAUUUUGUUGGGGAGGAACCCAUGAGAUUCCCGUAUUUCUGGUUUGGAGGCUGUCAAGAGACACUGUAGUAUUAUAUUAAAGCCAUUAAAUCUGAACCCUUGGGAAAGCUUUUUUAAAAAAAUUUAUAUACGUUUGCGGUUUAACAUUUUUAUUAACGCAAUCUAAAUUUUCUGGGUAUAAGUCCAUGAAGUAUGCUGUGCCAUAUAUCAUCUGUAUGUAUUAUUUGGGGCAGGGGAUAAGGGAAGGUUCAGAUGUUUUUACCUAUCUAUAUUUGAGAUCAUGCCAAUUUCCUUUAAUUAUGUAAAAAAAAGCAUAGAAGAUGUGUAAAUAUAUGAGAAAACAGGUAUAUGGAAAAGCAGUAAAUACUAUUUUAAGCUAUUGUAUGCUAAAAGCUUCUAAAGCACAAGUGCAUAUUUUUAUACAGCUCUUUUCACAACUUUCUGUGAUCUACAUAAAGUCAAAUUUGAGAUUUUACUUUCUCUUGGAACAACCAGCUAUUCUCCAUGUAUUAUAAAUAUUAGAAACUCAGUAAACAGUAUCUUUGUUUUUACUUUAAUUCUCUGUAUAUCAUAUUGCAUUUUGAGGAGGUAUAGAGACAACUGAAUAGUUUCUUUAUUCAGAAAAAAAAUGGAAUGCAGAACACUAGAUUUAAUACAUGGAAGAAAAAAGAUAAUAACUAUCACUACAUAAUGUGCCAAUUUUUUUCUAUGUUUUGUACCCAAAAAAAAGAAACAUGAUAAUUCCAUGCAAAGAAAUGUAUUUAAAUUAUUUUUGGUAGAUGAUGAGAACUUGCUUGGUCAGACAGCAGUGAGCUUUGUAUUGCUUUGUUGCAUUAUAUAAAUGUGAUGAAAAUGUUUUUGUGAUGUACUUGUAACUAAAUUCCUACAGCCAUUUUUCAUUCCCAACAGCUGUUUUUAUUUUACCUCUUUGGCCUAAAUUUUUCAUAAUUUCAAAGUUUUGGUUGAGUGUCCUUUAUUUCAUGAGUCACACUUUUUUCAAACACAUUAAAAUCAGAAUGCCAGAA